Knipowitschia caucasica is the source of this 2178-nucleotide messenger RNA. NCBI's taxonomy places the organism in Eukaryota, Metazoa, Chordata, Actinopteri, Gobiiformes, Gobiidae. The record is from the annotation of a GenBank genome assembly.
AUGGCGUCCACUGCGGCUGGGAAGCAGCGCAUCCCCAAAGUGGCGAAGGUGAAGAACAAGGCUCCUGCAGAGGUGCAGAUCACAGCGGAGCAGCUGCUGCGAGAGGCUAAAGAGCGAGAGCUCGAGCUGCUGCCUCCUCCUCCCAAACAGAAGAUCACAGACAAGGAGGAGCUCAACGACUACAAGCUCAAGAAGAGGAAGGGAUUUGAAGACAACAUCCGUAAGAAUCGCACAGUGAUCAGUAACUGGAUCAAAUACGCACAAUGGGAGGAGAGUCUGCAGGAGGUGCAGAGGGCACGCUCUAUUUACGAGCGUGCACUGGACGUGGACCACCGGAAUAUUGCGUUGUGGUUGAAGUACGCAGAGCUAGAGAUGAAGAGUCGACAGGUGAACCACGCCAGGAACAUCUGGGACCGAGCUGUGACCAUCCUGCCCCGAGUCAACCAGUUCUGGUACAAGUACACGUACAUGGAGGAGAUGCUGGGGAACGUGGCGGGCUGCCGGCAGGUGUUCGAGCGCUGGAUGCAUUGGGAGCCGGAGGAGCAGGCCUGGCACUCCUACAUCAACUUUGAACUGAGGUACAAGGAGGUGGACCAGGCACGCACCAUCUACGAACGAUUCGUCAUGGUGCACCCGGAGGUGAAGAACUGGGUGAAGUUUGCCAGGUUUGAGGAGCGUCACGGUUACAUCGCCCACAGCAGGAGAGUCUACGAGAGAGCAGUGGAGUUCUAUGGAGAGGACUAUGUGGACGAGAACCUGUACGUGGCCUUCGCACGCUUCGAGGAGAUGCAGAAGGAGUUCGAGCGUGUCAGGGUAAUCUACAAAUACGCUCUGGAUCGGAUCCCGAAGAGCCAAGCGCAGCAGCUGUUCAAGAGCUACACUGUGUUUGAGAAGAGGUUUGGAGACAGGAGGGGCAUCGAGGAGGUGAUCGUAAACAAGAGGAGGUUCCAGUACGAGGAGGAGGUCAAGGCGAACCCGCACAACUACGAUGCGUGGUUCGAUUACCUGCGGCUCCUGGAGAGCGAUGCGGAUCCGGAUGCGGUGCGCGACGUGUACGAGCGCGCUAUCGCUAAUGUUCCCCCGAUCCCCGAGAAGAGGCACUGGAGGAGAUACGUUUAUCUGUGGAUCAACUAUGCUCUGUAUGAGGAACUAGAGACUAAGGACGCAGAGCGGACGCGGCAGGUUUACCAGGCCUGCCUCGACCUCAUGCCCCACAAGAAGUUCACGUUUGCAAAGAUGUGGCUGCUCUUCGCUCAGUUUGAGAUCAGACAGAGAAACCUGCAGGCGGCUCGCAAGAUCAUGGGCACAGCGAUUGGGAAGUGUCCUAAGAACAAGCUGCUGAAAGGUUACAUCGAGCUGGAGCUGCAGCUCAGAGAGUUCGAUCGCUGCAGAAAACUCUAUGAGAAAUACUUAGAGUUCACUCCUGAAAACGUCACCACGUGGAUCAAGUUCUCUGAGCUGGAGUCUAUCCUGGGGGACACCGAGAGGGCCAGGGCCAUCUACGAGCUGGCUAUAGGGCAGCCGCGGCUAGACAUGCCAGAGGUUUUAUGGAAGUCAUACAUUGACUUUGAGAUCGAGCAGGAAGAGUUUGAAAACACCAGAAACCUGUACAAGAGACUUUUGCAGAGAACGCAACAUGUGAAGGUCUGGCUGAGCUUCUCUAAGUUCGAGCUGUCUGUGGACUCCUCUGAGCGCGUGCAGAGGAGCCGGCAAGUGUUUGAGGACGCGAACCGCAGCUUGAGAAAUUGUGAGGAGAAGGAGGAGCGGCUGAUGCUGCUGGAGGCCUGGAGGGACUUUGAGGAGCAGUUUGGAUCUGAGCAGAACCAGGAGAGAGUCCACAAACUGCUGCCAGAGAAGGUGAAGAAGAGGAGGAAGGUCACAGCCGAGGACGGGUCGGAGGCGGGCUGGGAGGAAUACUACGACUACAUUUUCCCAGAAGACUCUGCCAACCAACCAAACCUCAAACUGCUCGCCAUGGCCAAGAUGUGGAAGAAGCAACAAGUGGUGGUGGAGGAGGAGGACCAGGAGGAGGACCAGGAGGAGGAGGAGCGAGAGGAGGAGCAGGCAGGAGAGGGGAGCAGGGCUGACAGCUCCAGUUCUGAGGGAGAGAAGUCUGUGGAACCAGAGGAGCAAGAUGAGGAGACAGGAGUUAGGAGAGAGGAGGCAGGGCGGAUGUAA